AUGUCCAAGCUGCUGAGAGGAUCUAAAAAGGUUCCUACACAAAUAGACCUUAGCAUCAUCGAAGUUAAAUCUAAGGUGAGCCGGGAAUUUUGUCACAAUCCUUUUAACUAACGGCGAUGCACUGACCACUUUGAAACGCGAGGCAACCUGAAUAGUAAUCCGCAUUACCAUUUUUUUGUAUAUGUAGUUUGAUGCAGAAUUUCGAAGGUUUCCAUUGGAUAAAGCGGAGCUUACGAAUUAUGAAGAAUUCCACAAGCGUGUACAGACCCUUCACAAGCUUCAAAACACUCCAGUGACACUUUGGUAUACUGAUAUGCAUGGCGAUUUGCUGCCCAUUAACAACGAUGAUAAUUUCCUGAGAGCUGUUACUACUGCUCGACCGCUUUUACGACUUUUCGUGCAAAGACAAGGUAUGUAAGACCCCCAACAGUCAUCAUAAAAGAUUGGCUGGCAUUUUAGUCAAUCUCUUUGCUAAUUCUUCGGUAAUUGAAUUCAUUCGACUAAUGUAUGAUUGUCUUAAAUUUUGAGGAUCCCAGGUCAGAGAAUAUGAUUAAUUCAGAUCAUUUUUGCUGAAAUAGAUAAGCAAAGCAAUUGUUUAUUUUUCUUCCCUAAGCCUUAACUUAUAUUAGUAGAGACUUACCGAUUAACUACUUGUGCAAUAUUUUUCCGUUGAAAAUUCGAUGACGCGAAAAUUAGAUUUUGACGAUGUAAACGUUGUGAUGUUUGUUUAUCAAAGGAACACCACUCUCAAAACUCGGUAUUCUUUCCCUAACUUUACUUCCUUUGCGUCAUCGAGAUUCCUUUCGAAACAAUUUUUGCGAUAAGAAUUCGUCUUAUUUCAAAGCAACAGUUGUAAUCUAAACUGUACAUUAAAUUUAUGAGGUGAGAAAAUAAUGCAGAAGUUUUUAGACGUACUUGACGAUUUAUUUCAAACGUCGAAUUACACCACUUGAUUAAAUUAAUUCUAUAUAGAUUAAUCGUUUUUUUUUUCUGAGCGUUUCUUUGUUACUUUAUUUUUGAUAUUUUCUGGUAAAUCUUAUUUUGAUAGUGCCAAGUAUUCAUGUCUUAUUUCUCCCGAGAAAUAAAAAUGCAGUCUACAAAUUAAAGAGAUUCAGCAAUUUUUAUGUAAAUUCUAUCAUGUUCAUACAACACCAUAAGCACUUGAAUUAUGUCUGGAAUUUGUGUUUUUCAUGACCAAUUGUGUGUAAAGUAAAAAACUGAUCCUAUUUUCCUUUACAACUAUCUUCGUUUUGAAUGUUUACUGAGUGACAUAAAUCCCAGUUGAUUUGCUCUUUAUCAGGAGUGUGCUAAGCAACCAUGCAUUUACAGUGGAAUAUACUUUAUUCCUCAUUAGCGCUAUCUUUGCAUGUGCUUUAGGCUCGAUGGCUUAAAAACAAUGUCACUUGGUAUUUCAGGGGGCAAGCAAGGGAUAAAAAUUGCCAUUACAAAAAGUAAUCACAAUUAUUGAGUUUGUUUAUUCUAUCCAAACAAGAUGACGAUUUAAUAGACAUGCCAAGUGUACAGUUCAAGUUUCAACAAGAUUUACAUCACUGCUUGCUGUGAGGACAUCUACGGUCACUAUAAGCAUCUAAAAAAGCAGCAACGGUUACUUCCACCCGUAAUUUACCAUUAUUGUCUCUAAAGUGAAAAAAAAAUCUUUAUUUUUUUGUUGCCUAUCUAGAAUAGACAAAAUCGACGGCAAUUUCUUGCACUGGCAAAUUUUAUGUUAUUUUUGUUUGUCCCCUGAGAAAUCAUGUUACAUUGCUUUUAUCCCGUCUGUCCUUAGCACACGCAAAGAUGGCGUGUAUCGCAAAUAACAUCUAUUGAUAUGCAGGUCUGGGUGUGACUGGAAACCUUGGGUGUGAAAUGAUCCUAAAGAUAAUUAGCUCACCUGACCUUUCUAGAGCAGCCUGAGUUUAUAAGUUGGCAUAUUUUCCUUUUUCAAGAAUUUUUUUGAUGUGGAAUAAUGGUGUAAAACAAAUUUUGCUGUUUUGUUCUAGGUAGUGUCACGGAAGAGAAUCCCCUUCCUCCAGAAGUACCUAGGCGACGCAAUUUGUUAUCCAAUCUUACAAACCCUAACAAGUCACACCUCAGUAGAAUACAAAUUAGUGGUCCUCAAGACUUCCGUCGGGUCUCAGCAAUUGUUGAUGUGGACAUUAUUCCUGAAACUCAACGCCGAGUAAAAUUAUUGAAGCACAAUACUGACAAGCCCCUUGGAUUCUACAUACGCGAUGGAACCAGUGUUCGCGUUACGCCUAGUGGUUUGGAAAAAGUUCCAGGUAUUUUUAUUUCGAGAUUAGUCCCUGGAGGGCUAGCUGAAAGCACUGGUCUAUUAGCAGUGAAUGAUGAAGUUUUGGAGGUUAAUGGUAUUGAAGUCGCAGGAAAAACUUUGGAUCAGGUGACUGAUAUGAUGAUCGCUAAUAGUCACAAUCUUAUCAUAACAGUAAAGCCGUCAAAUCAGUUUAAUAACCCAGUCAUUGGUGCUAGGUUACAUCGCGCCGCCGAACCAGAUCGUACAAAAUCUCAGAGCCUGACGAACUUAGCAAUUCAUUCAAUUAAUCCUGCUUUGGAACCAGGAUCCCCAACAAUCCCACAUGCUUAUCACAAUGAAUUAGCAGAAGAAAUACCUGACAGUGAUGAAGAAGACCACCCUACCGUCGAUGAGGAUGGUAUUUUAUCAAUAUAA
Molecule: messenger RNA, 2686 nt
Organism: Porites evermanni
Lineage: Eukaryota; Metazoa; Cnidaria; Anthozoa; Scleractinia; Poritidae
Source: the annotation of a GenBank genome assembly